This is a messenger RNA of Penaeus indicus, 1774 nucleotides long. RefSeq names its product cleavage and polyadenylation specificity factor subunit 5-like (gene Cpsf5). The transcript has 5 exons. The coding region runs from base 25 to 711 and encodes 228 amino acids. The record is from RefSeq and is a predicted model, not a curated record. Gene Ontology annotation, cellular component: mRNA cleavage factor complex. Gene Ontology annotation, molecular function: mRNA 3'-UTR AU-rich region binding. Lineage: Eukaryota; Metazoa; Arthropoda; Malacostraca; Decapoda; Penaeidae.
UUUGCGGCGAGUUGUGUUUACAACAUGGCGACACAGAAGCGAGGCUCGAGUACCACUGGAUGGCCAAAAAACUCCACUCAACCCUCCUACGGUGCUAAAAGGAACGGAACUGGAUCCAUGGCGCUCAACAGAACAAUUAGCUUGUAUCCUUUGACAAAUUACACAUUUGGCACAAAGGAUCCGUUAUUUGAAAAGGACCCCAGUGUCCCUGCCCGUUUCCAGCGCAUGCGAGAGGAGUUUGACAAGAUUGGCAUGAGGAGGAGCGUGGAAGCGGUACUUCUUGUCCAUGAACAUGGCCUCCCUCAUGUGCUGCUCUUGCAACUGGGCACAACCUUCUUUAAAUUACCGGGUGGAGAGCUGAAUACAGAGGAAGAUGAAGUGGAGGGACUCAAGCGCUUGUUGACGGAAACCCUCGGGCGACAGGACGGGCUCAAGCAGGAAUGGGUCAUAGAGGACAUCAUUGGUAACUGGUGGCGGCCAAAUUUUGAGCCUCCACAGUACCCCUACAUCCCCUCACACAUCACCAAGCCAAAGGAACAUAAAAAGCUCUUCCUCGUACAGCUUGGAGAGAAGGCAUUGUUUGCAGUACCAAAGAACUACAAGUUAGUGGCAGCACCCUUGUUUGAACUCUAUGACAACUCUCAGGGAUAUGGACCGAUUAUUUCCUCUUUGCCACAGUCAUUGUGCAGGUUCAACUUCACAUAUAUGUAGAUGUCAAGUAUGAAAAGAGUGUGAAUGACAUUAUGUAUUUGUGGUUACAAGAAGAGGAUAUAGUGUGACUUUAGUUUCCUGUAAAUGAAACAAGUGACGUGUUUUAAAGCAUGUAUAAAGAAAACAAGAAAUGAAACAAUAUCUACUCCAUGUUAUUUUUGUAUCAUGACACAAAUUGGAUCAGCAAUAAACUUGUCAAAAAAACUGCUGUCCAGUUAGAUACAGUUCUCAAAUGCCACCAUAUUUAGUGCAGGUAAAUUGAGUAGCUUGCAUCAAAGCUAUCUACACAUAUGCAGCUUGGUUUUCUGUUUCUUUAACACCUUUACCUUUGAAAUAUUUUCAGACUGUAUCUUCAAAGGUAGAAUAUACUGCACUUUACUAUGUUCUGUUGCCCUAAAAAAAAAGAUACCAACUUAAUGUGGAUGCAAUUGUCUCUUUGAACUUGUACAAUUUCUUCUAUUAUUUAAUCCCUUCUUGAAGAGUGUGGCAUGGUACAAAUACAGGAUAUCAGAAGCAGCAUUUUGAUGACAAGACCUUUUGUCCAAUGAGGAAAUACAUAGUGGUCUUUUGGCAAGUUUGUAUGUGGAGAGAUUUCUUCCUUUACUCCCUGAACACUUUUUUUUUCUAUUAUUCCUUUGAGGGAAACUCAGUCUAGUUCAAACUGUGUUGUCCAAUUCAAUUUUUUGUUCUUUUCUUAAUCUUUGAUUUUAUUUUAUCAUAAUAUUUAUCAUUUCAUAAAGUAGAAGGACUUGCAUGUGAGGGAAGAAAUUGAAAGGAAUUCAAAUCGGAUUCAAACAAGAUUUGUUCACAUUGAACAGCAGGUGCAAAGUUCAAAUUUUUGGAUAAAGUCUUCUCCUUCACAAUACAAAUUUCAUUUCUUUUUCUUUUACCUUUUUUUAAAAAUAUACUUUAUACAUCUUGCUGAAAGAUAUCUUGUAUAAAAGUCGUAUCAGUGUUGAAAAAUAAUGUUUAAUAUCAUACAAGUUCAUACACCCAUUCCAGUCAUACAGAUCAGCUUUCAGAAAAAUAUGUAUUUAAAUGGAAAUAAACCUUUUUCUUAUGU